UCGCACGAUGACAUCUGCACACUUUGUCUUCUGUUUGACGUAUUUAUUUCUAGGGAAGAUGGCUCAGAAGAUCCAUCUGACAUCAUCUUCAAUGGUUCAUCAAGAAACUGGUUUUAUAUCAGCUCAUAUUGGAGACCAUGUGACUUUGAAAUGUAACUAUAAUAAUAAUCCAACGUGGCUUUACUGGUACAUGCAACCUCUGGGAGAAAAACCUAAGCGCAUCUCAACUUUUUACAUAAAAGGCAUGACAGUCACCUUUAAUGAAAUUUCCAAGAACAAUUCACGCUUCACUCUGGACAUAAAAAAAAGUAAUCACCACUUAACAAUUUCAGAUCUGAACCUUUCAGACUCAGCCACAUACUACUGUGCAGCUCGAAGUGUAAUCAUUUUGGAUUUUGCAGAGGGUAAAACAGUCACUGUGAAGGAUUCAGAUUUAAACAUCCAGGCGUUGAUCCAUCAGUCGUCAUCUGAGACCAUCCAGCCAGGAGACUCUGUGUCUCUGAACUGCACAGUACACGCUGGGAGCUGUGGAGGAGAACACAGUGUUUAUUGGUUCAAAGAGUCUGAAAAACCUCAUCCAGCCCUCAUUUACACUCAUGGAGCCAGGAAUGAUCAGUGUGAGAGGAAAUCUGCCUCAGAAAUUCACACUUGUAUGUACCACCUGCCGAUGAAAAACCUGAAUGUGUCUCAUGCUGGGACCUACUACUGUGCUGUUGCUUCAUGUGGACACAUACUGUUUGGAAACCAGACCAAACUGGACUUCACAUCAGGUGACUCUGUUCUGGUGUAUUUCUUGACUGGAACCUUGACGUUCACCUCCAUCCUGGCAGUUGUACUUAUUUUCCAAAUGUACAAGAUGAGCAAAAUAAUUCAAUCUGCAGAGGAAAGGUUUCCAGCUCCACCCGCAGCAAGCACAGGGUGUCCCAAUCAAGACACAGCUAGUCCACAAUAUGCUGCUUUAGAGCUUAACCAAGCCAACAGAUCCAGAAGACAGAGGAGCACCACCAACAGCGAUUGUGUUUAUUCCAGUGUACGGCUGUAGUGCUGAACUUGUUUAGCUGUUCAAGGAAUAAAUGUUUGAUAUCCAGGUAGAUAAAACUCCCUUUGUACUUCACCUUUGUUCUGCAGCAAAAAGAUAAAAACUUAAGUUUGCGCUAAACUGAGAAAUUUUAAGCUCCUAUAUUGUGUUUUCGGUCUCAAGCAGAAGGUUUCUUGAUUAAAACAUUUAGUUUUAUCUCUUUUUUAUUUCUUUACAUAUGACUUAAUAUUUUAAACCCAUAAUAAUAAAUAUCAAAUUAAACAUUGGUCAUCAUCUCAAAUGAGGAUUUACUCUUUGUAGAUUUACAGUCAUCUCCAUUUAGUCCUAUAUGAGUGUUUUAGAUCAAAAAUGCCUGAAAUGCUGGACGUGAGUGUAUUCAGUUGCA
Molecule: messenger RNA, 1424 nt
Organism: Cololabis saira (Pacific saury)
Lineage: Eukaryota; Metazoa; Chordata; Actinopteri; Beloniformes; Belonidae
Exons: 5
Coding region: 8-1042 (344 amino acids)
Biological process (GO): response to bacterium
Source: RefSeq, a predicted model, not a curated record